Messenger RNA from Laccaria bicolor S238N-H82, 786 nucleotides. RefSeq lists its product as uncharacterized. Gene Ontology annotation, biological process: peptidyl-proline hydroxylation to 4-hydroxy-L-proline. The coding region runs from base 1 to 786 and encodes 261 amino acids. Gene Ontology annotation, molecular function: L-ascorbic acid binding; iron ion binding; procollagen-proline 4-dioxygenase activity. Gene Ontology annotation, cellular component: endoplasmic reticulum. The record is from RefSeq and is a predicted model, not a curated record. Lineage: Eukaryota; Fungi; Basidiomycota; Agaricomycetes; Agaricales; Hydnangiaceae. The transcript is spliced from 2 exons.
AUGGAUGACGCUAUCGAGGAGAAUAACGUCAAUUUCUCCUCACAAGUACGCCAUGGAGAGGAAGGUGUUUGGUGCCAAAUAUGUAAAGAAGACCAAACCAUGGCCACCAUCACACCCAUCGACUUCUCCCAAACCCCUCUAGCAACCCCAUACAGCCCAUUCUACGCUAAACUAAUUGACAACGUCUUCACCCCCAACGAAUGUGCAGACCUCAUCGCGCUAGCAUCCUCAACGGGGGACUGGUCUCCAGCCGGUUUGAGCGCAGAGGGUCCUACUCAGACCGUGCACACCAAUUUCCGGAACAGCGAUCGGGUGCUGGUGAUUGAUGAGGAGGUAUCCAGCAGGAUAUACGAAAAACUUAGACCGCUCGUUGAUGAGAUCUGUGAGAUCGCACCGGGGAGUAGGUGGUCUUGUAUCACUAGCAGACCGGGGAAGGAACAGGGUCCGACGUGGAAGAUGGUUCGAAUAAACCCCCGUCUCAGCUUCCUCCGCUACGGCUCAGGACAAUACUUCAAACCCCACUGCGACGGGCUCAACGACCUGCUCGACGGGAAGCAAAAAUCAUUCGUCACGCUCCAUCUCUACCUGAACGAACCCGAUGGUCUCACAGGCGGGGCGACGCGUUUCUGGACCCCAGAUAAGAAGGAACACUUGGACGUGGAGCCUAAACUAGGCAGAGUGCUUGUGUUCCAGCAGAGAAUGCUCGUUCAUAGCGGUGAAGAGGUUACGGGCGGUGUCAAGUACACGAUGCGCAGUGAUUUCAUGUUCGAACAGGCUAAUUCGUGA